Messenger RNA from Drosophila hydei, 1507 nucleotides. RefSeq names its product acetyl-CoA acetyltransferase, mitochondrial (gene Acat1). The transcript has a single exon. Lineage: Eukaryota; Metazoa; Arthropoda; Insecta; Diptera; Drosophilidae. The record is from RefSeq and is a predicted model, not a curated record. The coding region runs from base 133 to 1359 and encodes 408 amino acids. Gene Ontology annotation, molecular function: acetyl-CoA C-acetyltransferase activity. Gene Ontology annotation, biological process: fatty acid beta-oxidation.
CAUCAGCAACAGCUGUCACGUUACGCAAGCGGUUAAAGAGCAACAGGUUCUUAGUCCCAUUAUUAUUUAAAAGCGUGAUCACGCCCGGGUAAUAUUCCAGUGAUCAUUAUAUAAAACGUCGCUAUCUGUGCCAUGUUGCAAGCCACCAGCCGUCAUUUGAGCGCUCAGGCGCGGCGCUACAGCUCUAAGAUCAACGAUGUUGUUGUUGUCUCUGCUGCUCGUACACCCAUUGGCAGCUUCCAGAGCCAGCUAGCACCUCUGUCCGCCACACAACUGGGCGCCACUGCCAUAGAGGCGGCCAUCCAGCGUGCGGGCAUAGCCAAAAGCGAUGUUAAUGAGGUGAUCAUGGGCAACGUAGUUUCGGCAGGUCUCGGUCAGGCACCCGCCCGUCAGGCGGCCAUCUUUGCCGGAUUGCCCACCAAUGUGUGCUGCACGACCGUGAACAAGGUUUGCUCAUCGGGCAUGAAGGCUGUGAUGCUGGGCGCCCAGUCGCUAAUGCUUGGCCAGGCGGAUGUCGUUGUUGCCGGCGGCAUGGAAUCCAUGUCGAAUGUGCCCUUCUAUUUGAAACGUGGCGCUACACCCUAUGGGGGCAUCAAUCUAACAGAUGGCAUUGUCUUUGACGGUCUUUGGGAUGUCUACAACAAGUUCCAUAUGGGCAACUGUGCCGAGAACACGGCUAAAAAAAUGCAGAUCACACGCAAGGAGCAGGAUGAUUUUGCCAUCGAAUCGUAUAAGCGAUCGGCCAAGGCCUGGAGCGACAAAGUCUUUGCCGACGAAAUUGCUCCCGUAAAGAUCCAGAUAAAACGCAAACCAGAGCAAAUCAUCGCUGAGGAUGAGGAAUUCAAGCGUGUAAACUUUGAUAAGUUUGGCCAGCUGUCGACCGUGUUUCAGCGAGAGAACGGAACAGUUACCGCUGGUAACGCUUCGACGUUAAAUGAUGGCGGUGCCGCUGUUGUGCUAAUGACUGCCGAAGCCGCAAAGCGUGCGGGUGUGAAGCCAUUGGCACGCAUUGUCUCCUUCCAGGAUGCCGAAACAGAUCCUAUUGACUUCCCCAUUGCACCAGCAUUUGCCGUGCCCAAGCUAUUGGAACGUGCAGGCGUUCGUAAGGAGGAUGUCGCCAUGUGGGAAAUCAACGAGGCCUUCUCUCUAGUCGUGCUGGCCAACACACGCAAAAUGGACCUCGAUCCCACCAAGGUGAAUGUCCAUGGUGGAGCUGUCUCUUUGGGCCAUCCAAUUGGCAUGUCUGGCGCUCGCCUGAUCACCCAUCUGUCGCACGCGCUGAAAGCCGGCGAGCUGGGUUGCGCCUCCAUUUGCAAUGGUGGCGGCGGCGCCUCCUCCAUUCUGCUGCAGAAACUUUAAAGCCACAGCAACAGCUGUCAAACUGUUAAAGCCAGGAUUGCAUUUAUUGAAAUUGGAAACGAUGACGAUUCGUCAUCCUCGACUAUUUUUAAAACUGUUUUAAACUACUCAUCUGGUGUAUUUUUGUAUAGCAUUUAAUAAAUUAAAC